This is a messenger RNA of Symbiodinium natans, 5766 nucleotides long. The record is from the annotation of a GenBank genome assembly. NCBI's taxonomy places the organism in Eukaryota, Dinophyceae, Suessiales, Symbiodiniaceae.
AUGGCCGUGCGCUUGGUGGCCUUCUGCAUCCUGUCCACGUGGCCAGCCGGCGCGCACGCGCAAAAGCAGGCACCGUUCAAGGUCAGCGCGCAAGUUGUGAGCGGUUGGCCGCGGACGCCUUCAGCUGCGCAAUCGCUGGAGUGGAUUCGUGAUGUCGAUGUCAACCAGGCAUCGAGCUUCUUGCACAGCUUGGGCAACUCGACCCUUCCACCCAGCCAGAACAGCGGUGAGCUGGCAGCAGCAGAGGCGUUGUUGACAUCCAGCUCGGCUCGCACCUACCACGAGCUGUUGGUACACAACUCGUACUACUCUCCGCGCAUCGAGUCUUUGAGAUCACUGGAGAGAACGGACAGGAAGCUCUACGGCAAGGACUGCCCUGCUGGCCAAGCCUGGGCGCUUCUGUGGUCCAGUGGCACAGCACCCCCAACAAGGGCGUGCAGUGCCGAGGCUCUGCAGAAGGAGCUCCGUGCAGGAGGCCCUGGAGGAUUGGCUUCGGGCUUUGCCGCCAGCCGCCUGGACCUUCAGCUGCGGGUUGGUUCAGCCGGAGUCGCGGUCAUCUACGGGGCCGUGAGCUCCAAGGGCCUCCACAGCCUGGCCCCCUUGCUCCAGCAGGUUCAUGCAAGGGUCCUUCUGGCCAUGGUGGGCCGUGCAGACACCCGACUGGCGAAAGAUGCCCGCACACGGGUGCCGCAGAUCUUUCGGGCCAGCGCCAGCUUCGGUGUCACCCUUGCGGCUGCCCUCCACGGAGCCGGCCGAAGCGGUAGAGUCCUGCGCGCGGUGGGUGGGAAGCCGGAUUCACGGGCGUACGAGGCGUACGAGUCGUACGCGUCGUACGAGUACCCGGUGCUUGUGCUGGCUUCUGCCCUCGCCAUAUUCCCGUGGCUGCUGGAGGCCUGCCGUAGUGGCGCCGCACCAGGACUUGAUGGCGCAGGAGUUUCGUGCCUCGCCUUGGUGAUCUCCAAGCGGGUCUUCCUCUACCUCCUAGCCUUGUGGGGCGUCUUUGUGGCGGCGAGACGAUCUGCAGCCCUGCCCGGGUCGCUCGGCGAGCGCCUGGUGGCGCUGACGGCGGAGCUCCUGGGCCUGGGCCCGGAGUUGUCGCCCGAGCUGAGGCAGGAAGCAGAGGAGCUGGAGAAGGAGCUGGACAGUGUCAGCGACACGCAGCAGGCACUGGGCCUCCCUUUGCUGCUCGGCGUGCUGCUGGUGGGCUCGCUGGCACUCCUCUCUGCGCAGGGCGCCGGCUCGGCUUCCUCCCUGUCCCAGAUGCUGCUACUGGGAACCUUUGUCUCCAAUGCGGCCUUCGCGUUCAUGGCUGUGAGGGUUGAAGUCCGGGCGGCGCUCGAGAGGAUCGGCAACUUCAAGGAGGACACCGCAGGCGCCAUUGCCCUGGGCAUCGCCGCGGCCGGCACUGGAGCAGCCUUCCUUCUCCCUCUGUCCUUGGCCUGGCCCGUGCAGAACAUUGUUAACCUGUGCAUUGUGAUCGCCACCUCGCGCGCCUUGGCCUUGCCGCGCUUUCAGACGGUGGUGCUGCUUCUUCUCGGCGUGGCAGCGUACGACGCGCUCAGUACCUUCGGCCCUUGGCUCGUUGUGGCUUUGGGGGGCGGCUCAGGACCUGGCGCCGUGUCUUCGUCCGCCAUGGCUCAGGUGGCGCUGUCGAAGCUUGGCACGUCAGACAGUUCUCUUCCGAGCUGGAGGCAACGGCACAAAUCCGUCGGCAGUCUCUGUUUGGAUGAUGGAAUCCCUGAGGCCGACAGAUACUUCCUGAAAGCCGGUGAGGGUGUCGACAUCCCGGUCGGCUUCGUAGAAUGCGACUGGUCCAGCGCACAGCUGAUGACGCAGUUCGCAGCCAUCAUCACCACCGAGGUGUUGGGAUACCACACGCACGUCCAUCCCGUAAGGGCCGCGGGCUCGCGGAAUGCUCUGUACGCGCUGGCGGGCUGCCAGGACUUCAACGAAGGGGCCGCCAGUUCUCAGGGCUGCGGCCAAGAGACACGGCUCCACGUGGCCCUCGACAUUUACACCUCGGCGCUGCAGAACGCGCCAGAGGACAUCGGAGAACGGUUUCCCCAGUCUGUCCCGGUGGAUUUGGGAGGGAUCGGCUUUGUGGGCGAGGAGUAUCUCUUCGUGCGGCGCGAGAUCCAAGACCUCGCGUACCAAUCUUCGGGGUUGACGCUGGACUACUACCGGACCUACAACGCGAGCCUCUCCCAUGCCGGCGCUGUGCGAGCCUUGUUCGACAGCGUGGAUGAUGUGCUACAGCCAGACAUGGUUGCGUGUGACAGGGCCGGAUCGAACUGGGUGCAGCAUGAGAUACUUGCCGAGUACGUCCGCUGGAGUGGCGAUGUUGCAGGAGUGCAGGAAGUCGGUGGCACAACUUCCCCGAAGUACGUCGCCAAGUGUCACGACAACCGCUGGUGGCCGGCUCCUGCAUGUAGGCACGACAUCUCAGAGUGCAUUCCGCUUCUUACGAGCGGCAGCUAUGGCUGGCUGCUCCCAUCCUUCAUGCAUCGCUCGGCUGCGUAUGCGCUUCCUGUUGCCCUCGGUAUCGUUGGGGAUUUCGAGCGGUACCAGUACUACGUAAGGAGCCUCAAGGUUCUCUUCUACUGGUGGAUCCCUGAUGGGACCUUCAUCGCCAUGAACCCGGAGGUCGUCCUCUUCCCGCGCUUCAGCGCGGCAGAGUGGGCCGAGGGCAACCGCCGCACCGAGCCGGCGUCCACGCAGAUUCUGAAGCUGGUCAGCGCCGACCUGCAGCAGAAGAGCCCCUUGAUGCACGCGACCCUCAGUGCUCUGACCUUCGACCGGGAUGAUGUCCAGAGUGCUAUUGGAGACCUGGACAGGAACAGCAGCUACGAGGUGGCUUGCAGCUGGCUUCGGCGAGAUAGCCGCUGGCGCCUGGCCGUGCCCCUGCGCACUCAAUGUGAAGAAGGCUUCGGGGUUGUCGACAAGCAAGGCCUGUUCCUAGCUUCCCGCGCUGGGGCGGCCCAGUGCAGCAUCUGUCCAGCAGGCACCUUUUCAGAGGCCUUCGAUGAUGCGAAAGGAAUCAGCCCAGUGAGACGGCCUGCAUGCCCUGCGAAGCAGGCAGUAUUGCAGCAGCGGCUGGUGCCCGAGCCUGCGAGCCUUGCGGCCCGGGAUCCUUCGCUGAGAGAGUGUGGCGACCGCCGCUGGACCACCAGUGAGUUCUUGAACACGUCGACCGGGGAGGUGUGGGUCCCGGUGCGAGGGGCAGCCUCGCAGAGCCUCUGCCGCUGCGUUGACGGAACUUACCUCGACGGCGGCUUGUGCAAGGACUGCCCGCCGGGCUCCGACUGCCCUGGCUCGGGACGCCUUGAGCUGUAUUUAGGCUUCUACGCGUCUUGGCACCAGCCGGGCGACGUCUUCGAGUGCUUCGAAAUCCCCGAGCGCUGCCCUGGUGGCGCGCCCGGCUCCUGUGCACGAGGCCGGGACAACACAAGCAUUGCUUGCGCAAGAUGCCUGCCGGGCUGGCGCGAAGAUCGCGUCCGCGGUGAAUGUGUGGCCUGCCACAGCAACGACUUUAUCGUGGCGUGCCUCAUCGGAGCCGCAUUACUGGUGUUUGCUGUGUCUUGGCAUAUGGUGAUGAUUUGGGCUGGCAACCGAAGCCAGUCGCGGCCUCUGGUCCUUGCUGGAAUAGGCAUGGGUCAAGUGGUCACCUUUGCGCAGCUCCUGUACGUGAUCAGUCAGUUUGGAGUGAAAUGGGGUGAGCCUUUCCUGACGCUGCUGAAAAUGCUCGAGGUUAUUGCUUUCGACGUGCUGCUCAGCUCCCUCAGCUCUGUACAAUGCUUUGCCGACUUCUCUGCACCCUUUCUUUUCGUCAUACAGACCUGCUUCUUCCCAUGCGUCCUUGUGGGCACCCUAGGGCUGACACACGUCUGCUACAGCCGGGUGCAAAGGUCGAAAGAGGUCCCCCUCCGCCUCUUGGGUCGCUCCUUCGGUUUUCUGGGAGUUCUCUUCUUCAUUGCGGCGUGCUCUGUGCUACUGAGACCCUUCCGCUGCCGUGGGCAUCCGAAUGGCCUGCAGACGGUGGAUGACUACCCUGACGUUUUCUGUGAUGGCAAAGGGGAGCAUCUGCAGAUGUGCUUGUUCGGGGCAUUCGCCUUGUUGGUCCCGUUGGCUUUCUUGUCGAUGUGUGCCUGGGUGAUUGUGAUCGAGUUCCCGCGCAAGGUGAGAGCUGCAGAUGCGAACUUCGUGCGUGCGUGGUCUUUCCUGGCUAUGCGUUUUCGGCCCGGCGCCCAAGGCUUUGCGGUACUCCUCUUGUUUCGCAACCUGCUCAUUGUCCUGUGCCCCUUGCUGCCCUCGGAGACGGCGCGGAUGCUGACCAUGAACUUCAUCUUGUACUUUAGCCUGUGUUGCUCUGCCUACGUGAAGCCGUGGCGGGUGCGGUUGAGCACCCACCUGGACCUCCUGAUGCACGCUGGGGCACUCACGAUCCUUGACAUCGGUGCCCUGUUUGUCCCCUCUGUAGACAGCCACAGCUCCAUGCUUGCGUGCGUGGUGAUUGCCGUGCUUGUCUCGACGUCGCUCAUGCUCGUGAGCCUGUAUGGUCUUCUAGGACAUCUUAUCGCCAAGACCCACAAGCGGUUUGCCUUUUUCAUGUGUCACCAUAAACAGGCAGCUGGCAGUUUGGCCAGAUUGCUCAAGAUUGAAAUCCAGCAUCGAGCAGCAAAGUUCACGACUUUCAUCGACUCGGACGAUUUGAAGGACCUGUCGAAGCUCUUCAACCAUGUCGCCCACGACGUGGGGAAAGUCAUCAUUCUUGGAAGCCCGGCCGUGCUGUCCAGGAAGUGGUGCGUGGGUGAGAUGGUCACCGCGAGGCAGCAGGGCAUCUCGAGCCUUCUCGUCGCGCUGCCCGGCUUCACCAUGCCGGAUGAUGCUUUCAUAAGGCACUACGCCUACGCCGUGGGGGACAUCAGAGACCUGUCCAGCCUGGGCAUCGGGCUCCCCGAGGUCAAUGCCACCUUGAGGUGGCUCUGGACACUGGAAUCGCUCGACUUAAGUGUCAUCAACGCUGACAGCAUCAACGAGGUGGUCACCAGCCUCACCCAGACCUCGGGCACCAGCAUCUGUCAAGGCUCCUGCCACUCCAAACCGGAGGACGUGGAUGCAGUGAUCCUUGCGAACCCUGAGGAUAUGGAGGCCGUGUCGACGGCCCUCGUGCUUUACGACCUGCUGGCCCCCUUUCUGGUGGGUUCUGCAAGCCUCAAGCUUGCCGUUCUCAUGCCAGACCAGCCAAUUCCGACUGAAGCGGUCUGUGCCGUCCUGGUCUGCAGCGACGGUGGUCUGGCUUCCAGGCAAGUUGCCGAGUGGCUGAUGCAGGCAAGCUAUUUGACCUUUUGUGCAAUUCUGCCUAUUCUGGUCUCGGAUGAGUUCCAGUUUCCGUCCCUGGCCUCCUUCCGAGAGAUCGCGAAGGGCAUCGAGAAUGGCGACACGGCCUCCUACUUCAGGAUCAUCAAGGCUGUUUUCCAGGAGGUGGCAAUCGUCUUCACACCCCACUCCUCUUCCGCAGUCGAACUGGACUUGAGGGUGCAACAGAUUGCCCAGCGUCUGCAGGAUGGGGACUCUCAGCCUCUUGCGUCGCGCUGCGCGUCCAUCCUCAUGGGGCGGGAUCGAGACGAUGAGCGAGAUGAGUUUGCUGCUUGCUUCACCAACAGCUAUGGCUUGAGCUUCGGCCUUGGCUCUUCCUACCUGCGCCCGAGAACACACUCCGUCAGCAAUGAUUCGCCUGAUGGCGAGAUGGUUGAGGAAGUCUUCUGA